AUGAAAUGGGGGCUAGUCAUUGCUGGCUUGGGUGAUCUUCAGAAACCAGCAGAUCAACUUAGCUUAUCACAAAACCUGUCUUUGGGAGUUACUGGUCUCAUCUGGACAAGAUAUGGCUUUGUGAUCAUUCCCAAGAAUUAUAUGGUUGCAGCAGUUAAUUUCAGCGUAUUUUUGACCGGGAUGGCACAAGUUGGACGUAUUCUUUACCAUCGUCAAACUAGACAGGAGAAGAACGAUCAACUCGCAAUGAUUUGA
Molecule: messenger RNA, 255 nt
Organism: Mucor velutinosus
Lineage: Eukaryota; Fungi; Mucoromycota; Mucoromycetes; Mucorales; Mucoraceae
Exons: 4
Coding region: 1-255 (84 amino acids)
Biological process (GO): pyruvate import into mitochondria
Cellular component (GO): mitochondrial inner membrane
Source: RefSeq, a predicted model, not a curated record